Molecule: messenger RNA, 2229 nt
Organism: Colletotrichum karsti
Lineage: Eukaryota; Fungi; Ascomycota; Sordariomycetes; Glomerellales; Glomerellaceae
Exons: 3
Coding region: 1-2229 (742 amino acids)
Biological process (GO): vesicle-mediated transport
Cellular component (GO): cytosol; endocytic vesicle
Molecular function (GO): small GTPase binding; guanyl-nucleotide exchange factor activity
Source: RefSeq, a predicted model, not a curated record
AUGGCGUCCACCGGCCCCUCCAAAUCCUCAGGCGCGCGGCCGAACACGAUACGAGCGCCCUCGUUCACCCGCCAGAGCGAAGAUAGCGAUCCUCUCAGAGUGCCGAAACGAGCUCAAACAUUUCAGAAUGGUGCUGCCUCCGACGCGUUGGCUACGCCGGCCGUCUCCAGCAAGUCGAAACCCGUAGACGAAACCGAAGCCCCAGAUGCCUUCGAAACAAGACCAUCGACAGACAACGACGAUGGAUUCGACGGUCGAGGAUCUGUGGAUUUGGGAGAGCUCCCGAUUGAGCUGGUCAGUCUGACCGACAGCUUCGUAGAGACUUUGACCACAAAGCACCACCCCACGCCGUUGAACAUCGACAAUGUCUCGCAGCUAUUCCAAGACUUCUACCAAGUUGCAUCGACACACAUCAACACGCACAUAUCAGCUUUGGUUUCGCGGCAUAACCGGGAUGCAUCGCCCGCCCCGUCCGCGUCAUCAAAGGUCUCCACAGCCAGCAGGCUUCGAGCCAAGGCGGCGUCACUCGGAAACAAGGACAAGCCAAAAGUCCUCCCUAAAACGGAGCCAGAGCAGCAAAUGAUCACUGCCGAAGAGCUUGCCAAUAAGAAGAAGGCCCGGAAAGCGAUCGAAGCUAAGCGCGGGAUCAUCGAGGAGGCCGUUGAGCGUAGGCUAUGCGAGGGCAUUUACGACAAGAUCUAUCGCCACAAGAGUACCCAAGACGAAGCCCAAGACUCCAAGCUGCGAUCCAAGACAGCAGCCCUAGCGCUUGUCGGCAUCGGCCCUCACGACCUUGGUAUCGAUCUCGGGGAUGACAAGUCACAAUCUCCCGAGGCGGCUGCCGAGAAGGCUGAGGAUAUCAAGAAGUGGCUUGAGCAGGCCAGACGGGAUCUCAUUAUGAUGAAUGAAAAGAGAUAUCCUCUUGGGAAGCUGCAUCACCUGAAGGCAGCUCACAAGAGUAUCGUCGAGACAUUGGCGCAUUUCCACCCGUCUGCUUCCGCAGAUGAGAUCAUGCCAAUGCUCAUCUUCACGCUCAUCACCCUACCCCCUGAGAACUUGAACGUUAUUAGCGACUUGCACUUCAUCCAAUACUUCAGGUGGGACACGAAAUUGACAGGGGAGGCUGCGUACUGCUUGACAAAUUUGGAGGCAGCCAUUAGCUUCCUCGAGACGGUCGAUCUAUCCACGCUAAGAGCGGAUGAGCUACCCCAGGGACCUGCCAGAGGCCCGAGCCAGCCGGGAACGCCCCGCGCUGACACUUUCCCUCCGGCGUUCCCGCCCGGGUUGACGGUAACGGCGGACACCACGGUGGAGACUAACACUGGUAAUGCCACCCCAACGAGACCGCCGGCGUCGCCGUCGGCUUCGUCUGGGCUUCGUGCUGCAGUCCAAGCUCGGAAUAGAAGACUGAGCGAACUCGUCAACACGCCUGCUCAGGCCAUCGGGGCCGCCAGUGACGCUGUGCUCAAUACUGCCGAUCAGCACAUUAAGACCAUUUCCACGAGCUUGGGUGACAGUUACAAGUUUCUCGUUGGCAAGUUGCGAGAGUCUCAAGGCUCGCCGACGGAAUCUGGCGAGAGACUUGUUGUCCCCAAAACACUCGACGAUGCCAGAAAACUCGUCAGUACGCCACCCCCCGAAGAGGAGGGUUCGGUCAGUGGCGCCAGCUCCAUCCAUGGCGCGGAGGAGGGCGAGUCAACACGUCGUGCUCCUCUGCGAGAGGACAAGGUGUUGAAUCUCAUUGGCGGACGGAAAGCCAGCAGAGAUCACAGUGUCGAUAGUUCUCGCAGCGUGAGCAGUUCCAAGAAAGCUACGCCUCUCAAAGAGAGUGGCGAUAAGGACCUCCCUACGCCGUCCCCAGCUUCGCAAGCGACGAACCCUCUGGACUCAGUCCGCAACUUCGGCAACUCGUUUUCCAGGUUUUCUGGGAUGAAUAUGAUUCGCGGUCUUAGCCGGACCGCGUCUACACCCGUCGUCGCCAAAGAAAUCACACCAAGGGACGGCCCGGCCAAGGGAGCCGAGGGCGUCGAUCUCGCCACGGCCUUCCCAGAUAUCGCGGCAGCUCUGCCGCCCAAGCAGACGCCCCAGAUCAAACCGCCAAACAAGAGGUUCAUGGAGCUCCAGAACGCGGGCGACCUGAAGCUUAACGAGGUCCUGGAGCUUCUGCGCGACUACAGGAGACUCGCCACCGCUUUGAAGGACAUGGGGGCUUUUGAGGGACAGAAGUGA